AUGCCCCCAAAGCAGAACGACCAGGGCGCGACCAAGGCGGUCCUAACCGACAAGGAACAGGAGCUCUUCCUCUCAUUGUUCAAGCACAUGAAGUCCACACCCGACUUCGACUGGGAGGCGGUCCGCGAGGAGAAUGGCUUCAAGACCGUCGAGGUCGCCAAGAAGCGUCUUUACCAGGUCAAGAAGCAUCUCGGCAUCACGGACGCGCCUGCCGCCGAAGGCAGCGCGUCGCCAAAGGGUGUCAAGAAGAACCCUGCGGCGGCCAAGAAGCGUGCUGCGACCAAGGCAAAGAAGCACGCCAAGGAGACUCUCGAGGAGGAUGCCGAGGACGAGGCCGUCGUUAAGGAUGAGGCCAUCCGUGGAGAUGAGGCGGACGAGGGUGUCUGA
Molecule: messenger RNA, 387 nt
Organism: Anthostomella pinea
Lineage: Eukaryota; Fungi; Ascomycota; Sordariomycetes; Xylariales; Xylariaceae
Source: the annotation of a GenBank genome assembly